Messenger RNA from Phascolarctos cinereus (koala), 1758 nucleotides. The record is from RefSeq and is a predicted model, not a curated record. Lineage: Eukaryota; Metazoa; Chordata; Mammalia; Diprotodontia; Phascolarctidae.
ACCACACUGUCCAUGGGGUUUUCUUGGCGAAGGGAGUUAUCCCUUGUGACAAAGAUUAAAAAGAAAAAGAAAAAAACAUUUCAGUAAUUACCAAUGAACACAGUGACUUUGCCUGAUAGCAUACUCAACAGUUGACACCCACAGCCCCCCACUUCUCUAAUGAAGGAGGUGCAUUUUUUCAUCUCUUCUUCAGAAACAAGUUUGACCCGCUGACGAUUUGUAUGACCUGUAAGAUGUUAAGAUGAUGAGGUGGGAUGUCCUAGCUGACUGAAAUUCAGGUCUGGAAGCCUCAUGUGGAUGUAAUGAUGAAGACAGCGAAUCAGUCACAUAAUGUUCAAGCAGCCAGUCAAAGGACAUUUUGGUCUUCUUCAAGAACAAAGGACAACCACCAGUGUAUUAAGUUCUGAACACCAUACUGAGGAAGCAGAGAGUAUACAGAAAAUGGUGACCAAUAUGAGAGCAAUGUGAGAUUGCUGAGUGACUAGAACAACAGGCAGAAGAGGAGAACUUUCUAUUACCACCCCGGGGUAGGGGAAGAAGAUAGAAACAGAGCGGGACUAAGGAGAAAACAUGCAUCUCUUGGCUUUCCAAGUAGAGAAGGACCUGUGGUAGGAAAGCACUAAGACUAAGGUGACUGGACAGACACAGCCGGAACAGACAGAACUCUGAGGUGGCAAAGGUUCCUUCAUAGAAAAUGAGAAGAGGAAAUCAGUCUGAAGUGACUAUGUUCAUUCUUGCAGGACUAACAGAUGAGCCAGAACUUCAGCUGCCUCUCUUCUUCAUAUUCUUGGGCAUCUAUACAGUUACUGUGAUGGGGAACCUAGGCAUGAUCACACUGAUUAGAUUUAGUUCUCAUCUCCAUUCCCCCAUGUACUAUUUCCUCAGCAGUUUGUCUGUUUUAGAUGUUUGUUAUUCCACUAUCAUUACCCCCCAAAUGCUAGUGGGAUUUUUAUUCAAAGAUAAAACUAUCUCCUAUCCUAGGUGCAUGACUCAACUCUUUUUCUUCUGCAUUUUUGUUAUUUCUGAGUGCUACAUGCUGGCUGCCAUGGCUUAUGAUCGAUACGUUGCCAUCUGUAACCCCCUACUGUACAACAUCCUCAUGUCCCCUCGAGUCUGCUCCUUGCUGGUGAUUUCUGUGUUCUCUGUGGGAUUCACUGAUGCAGUGAUCCACACAGGUUGUUUACUGAGGUUGCCAUUCUAUGGGUCAAAUGUAAUCAGUCAUUACUUCUGUGACAUUGUCCCCCUCAUCAAACUCUCCUGCUCCAGCACUUACCUAGACGAGCUCUUGAUUUUUAUUAUUGGUGGAUUCAACAUGAUAGCAACCAGCUCGACAAUCAUAAUUUCUUAUGCUUUCAUCCUCUCUAGCAUCUUCCGCAUCAACUCCAAAGAGGGCAGGUCAAAAGCCUUUAGUACAUGUAGUUCCCAUCUCAUGGCAGUCACUAUGUUUUAUGGGUCCCUCAUGUCCAUUUAUUUCAAACCUGCUACCAGUAUCAACCUGGCCCGGGAAAAAGUGUCCUCUGUGUUUUAUACCACAGUGAUUCCCAUGCUCAACCCCUUGAUCUACAGCCUGAGAAAUAAGGAUGUGAAGACCGCAUUGAAGAAACUCACAGAAAGGAAAAUAUUCUCAUAGUUGCUAUAUAUUUUACAACUAUAUUUCUUGCUAAUAAAGUAAACACGAUGGCUCAAAUUUUAUUUUUCAUUCGCUUUUCCACUUCAAGUUUAAAUAUUUAUUUCCCCCUUUUUUACUCACUAAUACUU